AUGUGGGCUAAGCCGCUGGAUGACACGCCUUUCUUUCGGGACUUUGGACGGCUAAUCUCACGUGUACGUGUCGUGUACACUCACGCCGUGUGUGAAGACCGUCGAGACAACAUCGACCCGACGAGCAGCAACCCCAUUGCAUCCAUGAUUGCUGUCUCAAAAGCUGUGGCAGCCCAUAUAUCCCCCAGCGACAGGAUCGUAAAGCACUCCCUCAUCUUUGCCGCUGUGUCAUGUUGUGUUCUUGGUCAGAAUUAUGCGCUGGAUGCGGUUCUCUCCACGACCGCGGACUGCGAGACUGCCGCACGGGCAAUUGGUAUUGUCCUCGGCGAGUCGUCUCCAACCAUCUCGUUGCUCAAGCUCAUCCAUCAGAAUGUUGUGUUGGCGGGGCUGUGCCGCAUCCACGCGUCGUCGUCGCCGUCGAUUUUGCUCAAAGACGUGAGAUCCCCCGAUGGAUGGCAGAUUCACGUCGUGCUGGGCCCGUCGACAUGCCAGUUGGUGCACAUGCGAACAGAGCAGCCGGCGGACGCGUCCUUGCCACCAUUCCGCGUGCAAUGGGAAGUGCGGUGUGUGUUUUCCAGAGCGAUCACAGAGCUCACGGCCGUGCGGCUGCGCAUGACGUCGCUUGAGUUUGGCAAGGUCGGCGUGGACGCCACCGCGGCACACCGCGACGCCAUUCGAUCUCAUUUUCUCGGCGGCGACCUCUUUCUUGCAUGACAAUUGUAACCCGAGUGCACCGUCGCGAUUCCAAUAUAAGACGAUGCAAGGCAUGCAAAUUUGUC
Messenger RNA from Aphanomyces invadans, 779 nucleotides. RefSeq lists its product as hypothetical. The transcript has 6 exons. Lineage: Eukaryota; Oomycota; Saprolegniomycetes; Saprolegniales; Verrucalvaceae. Bases 1 to 714 code for a protein of 237 amino acids. The record is from RefSeq and is a predicted model, not a curated record.